GAAAAUGGCUAGUUCAGAGCUGAAUUUCAACAACACGUACGAGAGAAUAGUGGUGCUGGUGGACAUGGAUUGUUUCUACUGCCAAGUGGAGGAGAAACUCAAUCCCGAACUCAGAGGAAAGCCAAUGGCGGUGGUUCAGUAUAAUAACUGGAUGGGAGGCGGCAUCAUUGCGGUGAACUAUCCGGCGAGAGCGAGAGGUGUCACACGCCACAUGCGCGGCGACGAGGCUCGGAAGCACUGUCCGGAGAUUGAGCUCGUCCGGGUGCCUGCAGUGCGAGGGAAGGCGGAUCUCACGAAGUACCGCGAGGCUGGGAAGGAUGUGGCUCGAGUGUUGCAAUCCUUCACGGCCAAUUUGGAGCGGGCGAGCGUGGAUGAGGCGUAUCUGGACAUCAGCAGCAACGUGCUGGAGAGAAUGAAGGAGAUGGACAAAAGAGAGUACUUCAUAAAGCCUGAGAAUGUUACCAACACCUUCGCCGUGGGGCACAAAUCCUUUGGGGAAUUCGUCAAGAGUCUCUCCGCCAGGAUGUCUACUGGCGAGGACUCUGAAAGUGAAGAAAUGGAGGAUUUCCGGGCGGCAAAUGCUUCUUGUCGCUCUGAAGAGCAGGAUGUUAAGAGGAGAAACGAGCUGAAGCUCUUGGUGGCAGCCACAAUAGUGAAUGACAUCCGACGGGAGGUGAAGGAGGUCACGGGCUACGAGUGCUCUGCUGGGCUGGCGCACAAUAAGAUUCUGGCUAAGUUGGUGGCGGGAUUGAACAAGCCCAACAAGCAGACGAUCAUCAGCAUCGACGCCGUGCAGACGCUUUUCGAGCAGAUGCCCAUCCUGAAGGUCAGAGGCCUGGGCGGGAAGUUCGGCGAGAUUGUGUGCCAGAAGCUGAACGUGAAGUUCAUGGGAGAUCUGCUGGAGUUCUCGGAGAGCGAGCUCCGGAAGGCGUUCAACGACAAGGACGGCACGUGGCUGUACUAUCUGGCCAGAGGAGUGGAUCUGGAGCCCGUGGUGACGCGUCUGAUCUCUAAGAGCAUCGGCUGCUGCAAGAAGUUCCCAGGAAAGGGCGCGAUAACGGGCGUGAAGACGCUCACGCAUUGGCUCACGGAAUUGGCUGCAGAAGUCGUGGAUCGCCUGGAGAAGGAUCAAGAGGAGAACAGCCGCCGAGGGAAGCUCCUGACGGUGAGCUACACGCAAGCCAUUGGCGGAGAGGACAUCGCCAGCUCCCGGAGUGUGCAAUUGGACGUGUACGAUGCUCAGAAGAUGGCUGAAGACGCAUUCGAGGUGAUGAAGAAGAACACAGAUGUAUUUUACCAGGUGGAGAAUCCGUCAAAGGUCAACAAUCCAAUCAAAUUGCUGGGAUUGAGCGUGAGUAAGUUCGAGAAGAAUCCCCUGCCGAAGAAGAAUAUCAUCCAGGAGAUAUUCAAGAAGCAGGAAAGCAAGAAAAAUGAUGAGGAAAAGGGGUUCUUUCAGCAGUUUGUGAGUGAAGAGACAGCGGAAGAAAAGAGUCCUCAGCCCUCAACGUCGAAGAUCGAAGAGAAAACACCCGAGAAGAACGAUUCGGGGAACAGCGAUGGGUUUUUCAGUGAACUCUUGGAAAAGGAGGCGAAGAGCUUCUUGGAAAAUUCACCGCAAGCUUCAACAUCUGCCCAAAAGACUCCAGAAAGCAAGUCUGAGGCGAUCUACGAAGCUUCCACGCCGGAGUACAAGAAGACCUACGCGGAAUUCGCAAAGCCGCAACUGCCGGAUGAAUUCAUGACCGUUUGCGAGAAGUGCAACAUGCGGAUUUCUCAGUUUGAGGCGGAAUCUCACGCUGACUUCCACUUUGCGCUGCAGCUGAGUCAGGAGCAGAGAACGGAAUUCCGCCAGAAGGUGAAAGACAAGUUGACGUCUUCGCAGCCCGCAGCCAAGAAGAUGCGAGUGACCAAGACAGCUCCUGCUGUGCCAACAAUGAAGACAUUCCUCAGCAGUGUUGAGGUCAAGAGCGAAGGCAGAGCCACUGAACAGUGUCCGAAGUGCGGAAUUCAGGUGCCUCUCGAGGAGUCUGUCAGUCACUCAGAUUACCACAUGGCGAAAGAGUUGCAGAUGCAGAUGAACAAACACGAGACGACUUCUCAGUCUUCCCAGAAACCGACUCAAGCAUCCCAGAAGGGUAAAGGGAAGAAAUCCGCAGCGAAAGAGCCCAAAAUGCACAGCAUUUCCAGCUACUUUUCAAACAAAUCGUGA
This is a messenger RNA of Phlebotomus argentipes, 2209 nucleotides long. It is a transcript of the gene DNApol-eta, whose product is annotated as DNA polymerase eta. The transcript is spliced from 2 exons. Gene Ontology annotation, cellular component: site of double-strand break; replication fork; nucleus. The record is from RefSeq and is a predicted model, not a curated record. Gene Ontology annotation, biological process: error-prone translesion synthesis; response to radiation. Gene Ontology annotation, molecular function: damaged DNA binding; DNA-directed DNA polymerase activity. NCBI's taxonomy places the organism in Eukaryota, Metazoa, Arthropoda, Insecta, Diptera, Psychodidae. Bases 5 to 2209 code for a protein of 734 amino acids.